CCCAUUAAUCCCCCUGUGUUUGAGAGGCCAGCUGAAGGCGGCAGGGAGAAGGCAAUUCCUGGCUGGUGGACGGCAUCUGAGCAGGCGUCAGGAUGUUGGGCUGGGUCCAGCGGGUGCUGCCUCAGCCCCCAGGGACCCCUGGGAAGACCAAGGUGCAGGAGGAGGAGGGGGCGGAGCCAGAGCCAGAGCCUGACCUGGAGGUGGAGCUGGAACCUGAGCCAGAGCCUGAAACAGCCCCCCAGGAGGCCAGGCUGGAAGAGGAGUCCCUGCCACCCGAGGAGCCAUUCGGAGGGGAGGAAGCAGCCAUGGCUGACCCAGACCCCCAGGACACCCAGAAGGCUGCCUCUGCCCCGCCCACAUGCCUGCAGGCCCAGGUUGCUGCGCUUCCCGGAGUGAACAGUCCUAGCGCCUGGGCGCUGAGCUGGCUCAGGAGGGGUGUGGAGAAGGUCGUCCCGCAGCCCGUGGCUAGCGGCGGGCCAGCCCAGAGUGUGGCAGUCGGCCUGGAGGGCCCGGAUCAGGCAGGAGCACAGACCCUUGGGCACUGCGGCGCUGGGGGCUCAGCCGGGUCCAAGGAGGCCUCCAGGGGGAAGGACGCUGGGUCCGGGUCCUGGCUGCUCAGGUGGUUUGAGCAGAACCUGGAGAGAGUGCUGCCUCAGCCUCCCAAAACCUCGGAGGGCUGCAGAGACGAGCCCGAGCCCGCAGACGCUGCCCUGGGGCCAGAGCCCCCAGGACACCCCUCGGAAACAGAGCCCACGCUGCAGGCCCCGGAGACUCACCCCCUGCCCACUCCUGGCCCCCCGGAGCCCGAGGAGGAGCUGACCUCAGAGCCAGAGCCCCAGCCGGAGCCCGGCUUCCAGGCUUCCUCCCUGCCGCCCCCUGGCGACGCCGCCAGGUUGGUGGCGUGGCUCCUGCAUAGGCUGGAGAUGGCCCUGCCGCAGCCGGUGCCCCGUGCAAAGGCUGAGGAGCAGGAGCCUGGCUCUCCUGGGACGUGUGACGUGCAGACUAUCAGCAUCCUGCCCGGAGGGCAAGAGGAGCCGGAUCUCGUGCUGGAAGAGGUUGACCCUCCCUGGGAGCAGGGUGAGCGUCAGGAGGGCAGCACUAGCAGCCCACGGGGCUCAGAGGCGGCGGCUCCAGUUUAUGAAGAGGAGCACGUGGCUACGGAAGAGAUGCCCAGGGAGCUUCCCCGGAUUCAGGAGGAGAAAGAAGAUGAGGAGGAGGAUGAGGAGGAGGAAGAGGAAGAAGAAGAGGAGGAGGAGGCUGAUGUCCUGCUGGAUAGCUGUCUCGUGUCAGAGGCCGGCGAGGACCGGAGCGGAGUAGCCAGGACGGUCACCCGGAGGGCCUCAUGCCAGGAGGAGGCCUCAGCUGCCCGCUCAGGAGUGCCUGCCACGAAAGAGCACCCUGAAGUGCAGGUGGAAGACACGGAUGCUGACCGCCAGCCCCUCAUCGAGGAGGACCAGCCACCCUCACCGGAGGAGCCACCGCCACCCUCUCCCGCCAAAUCCGACACCCUCACAGUCCCGGGGUCGGCUGCAGGGACCCGCAGGAAGCAGCUGCCCUCCCAGGAUGAUGAGGCUGAAGAACUCAGGGUGCUGUCACCAGCCGAAGCCCCCGUGGUCGCCUGGUUGGAGACCCCCACCCCAAAGGAGACCGACGGCCAGGACCGCGCGUCCUCCACGGCCAGCCAGAACAGCGCCAUCAUCAACGACCGGCUGCAGGAGCUGGUGAAGCUCUUCAAGGAGCGGACGGAGAAGGUGAAGGAGCAGCUCAUCGACCCGGACAUCACCUCCGACGAGGAGAGCCCCAAGCCCACUCCAGCCAAGAAAACCCCGGAGCCGGCCCCCGACACGAAGGCCGCGGAGGCGGGGCAGGUGGAGGAGGAGCACUACUGCGACAUGCUCUGCUGCAAGUUCAAACGCCGGCCCUGGAAGAAGUACCAGUUCCCCAAGAGCAUCGACCCGCUGACCAACCUGAUGUACAUCCUGUGGCUGUUCUUCGUGGUGAUGGCCUGGAACUGGAACUGCUGGCUGAUCCCGGUGCGGUGGGCCUUCCCCUACCAGACGCCGGGCAACCUCCACCUCUGGCUGCUGAUGGAUUACCUGUGCGACCUCAUCUACUUCCUGGACAUCACCGUGUUCCAGAUGCGCCUGCAGUUCGUCAAAGGAGGGGACAUCAUUACAGACACAAAGGAGAUGCGGAAUAACUACCUGAAGUCUCCCCGCUUCAAGAUGGACUUGCUCUGCCUGCUGCCCCUGGACUUCCUGUACCUGAAGUUCGGCACGAACCCCCUGCUGCGCCUGCCCCGCUGUCUGAAGUACUUGGCCUUCUUCGAGUUUAACAGCCGCCUGGAGUCGAUCCUCAGCAAAGCCUACGUUUACAGGGUCAUCAGGACCACCGCCUACUUGCUCUACAGUUUGCACCUGAACUCGUGUCUGUAUUACUGGGCGUCCACCUAUCAGGGCAUCGGCUCCACUCACUGGGUCUAUGAUGGCGUGGGCAACAGUUACAUUCGCUGUUACUACUGGGCUGUGAAGACCCUCAUCACCAUCGGUGGGCUGCCCGACCCCAAGACGCUGUUUGAGAUUGUCUUCCAGCUGCUCAACUACUUCACGGGCGUCUUUGCUUUCUCCGUGAUGAUCGGACAGAUGAGAGACGUGGUGGGGGCCGCCACGGCGGGGCAGACCUACUACCGCAGCUGCAUGGACAGCACGGUGAAGUACAUGAACUUCUACAAGAUCCCCCGGUCCGUGCAGAAACGCGUCAAGACCUGGUACGAAUACACCUGGCACUCCCAAGGCAUGCUGGAUGAGUCAGAGCUGAUGGUGCAGCUUCCAGACAAGAUGCGGCUGGACCUCGCCAUCGACGUGAACUACGACAUCGUCAGCAAAGUGGCGCUCUUCCAGGGCUGUGACCGACAGAUGAUCUUUGACAUGCUGAAGCGGCUGCGCUCCGUCGUCUACCUGCCCAACGAUUACGUGUGCAAGAAGGGGGAGAUAGGCCGCGAGAUGUACAUCAUCCAGGCGGGGCAGGUGCAGGUCCUGGGGGGCCCUGACGGGAAGUCCGUGCUGGUGACGCUGAAAGCCGGCUCCGUGUUUGGAGAAAUAAGCCUGCUGGCUGUCGGGGGCGGGAAACCGCCGCACCGCCAACGUGGUGCCCACGGGUUCACCAACCUCUUCAUUCUGGACAAGAAGGACCUGAAUGUUUUGGUGCAUUAUCCCGAGUCCCCGAAGUUACUGCGGAAGAAGGCCAGGCGCAUGCUGAAAAACAACACCAAGCCGAAGCCGAAGAGCGUGCUGAUCCUUCCGCCGAGGGCCGGCACCCCCAAGCUCUUCAACGCCGCCCUGGCCGCCGCGGGGAAGAUGGGCGCCAGGGGGGCGAAAGGCGGCAAGCUGGCCCACCUCAGGGCUCGACUCAAAGAACUGGCGGCGCAGGAGGCGGCCAUGAAACAGCAGCAGCUGCUGGAACAGGCCAAGAGCUCAGAAGACACUGCAGGAGAGGCAGGCUCUACCGCCCCUGACCAGCCUGCGCCCCCGGAACCCCCAGCCCUGGAACCCUCGGCCCCGGAACCCUCAGCCCCAGCCUCUCAGCCACCUGCCUCCCCCGGGGAUGCCACGAAGGGGGCAGCUGGUCCCGAGGAGCAUUCGGUGAGGAUCUGCAUCAGCCCUGGCCCGGACCCUGGAGAACAGACCCUGUCGGUGGAGAUCCCAGAGAAAGAGAAGAAGGGGGCAGAGUGA
This is a messenger RNA of Phyllostomus discolor (pale spear-nosed bat), 3731 nucleotides long. It is a transcript of the gene CNGB1, whose product is annotated as cyclic nucleotide gated channel subunit beta 1. Gene Ontology annotation, cellular component: plasma membrane; intracellular cyclic nucleotide activated cation channel complex; photoreceptor outer segment. The record is from RefSeq and is a predicted model, not a curated record. Gene Ontology annotation, biological process: monoatomic cation transmembrane transport; retina homeostasis. Gene Ontology annotation, molecular function: intracellularly cAMP-activated cation channel activity; protein-containing complex binding; intracellularly cGMP-activated cation channel activity. NCBI's taxonomy places the organism in Eukaryota, Metazoa, Chordata, Mammalia, Chiroptera, Phyllostomidae.